UCCCACAAGUUUACACGGGAGCCCAGAAGCACCAUGGCUGUUCUUGGCAUCACAGUUGCCUUGCUGGUGUGGGUGGUCACCCUCCUGAUGAUAUCUGUCUGGAAACAGAUCUAUAGCAGUUGGAACCUACCCCCAGGACCCUUCCCACUUCCUUUCUUUGGAAAUGUUCUUCAGGUGGAUUUGAAGGAUAUCCCCAAGUCCUUCAACAAGCUGGCAAAGCGCUUCGGGCCAGUAUUCACACUACAUAUGGGCUCAAGACGCGUCGUGGUCCUGCAUGGCUACAAGGCUGUCAAGGAGGUGCUACUGAACCACAAAAAUGAGUUCUCUGGCCGAGGGGACAUUCCUGUGUUCCAGGAGUAUAGGAACAAGGGGAUUAUUUUCAAUAAUGGACCCACUUGGAAGGACGUCCGGCGGUUUUCCCUAAGCAUUCUCCGUGACUAUGGGAUGGGGAAACAGGGCAAUGAGGUCCGCAUCCAGAGAGAGUCACGCUUCCUGGUGGAGGAGCUCAAGAAGACCAAGGGCCAGCCUUUCGACCCCACCUUCCUGAUUGGCUGUGCACCCUUCAAUGUCAUUGCGGACAUCCUCUUCAACAAACGUUUCGAUUACAAUGACAAGAAGGCUCUGAGGCUCAUGAGUUUGUUCAAUGAAAACUUCUACCUGCUGAGUACUCCCUGGAUCCAGCUUUACAAUAACUUUGCGGAUUAUCUGCGAUACCUACCUGGAAGUCAUAGAAAAUUAAUGAAAAAUAUAUCUGAAAUAAAACAGUACGCACUGGAAAAAGCCAAGGAACACCUUCAGUCACUGGACUCCAACUGUCCCCGGGAUGUGACUGACUGUUUGCUUAAAGAGAUGGAAAAGGAAAAACACAGCAAAGAACCCAUCUACACAAUGGAAAAUAUUUCUGUGACUUUGGCCGACAUGUUCUUUGCAGGGACAGAGACCACCAGCACAACCAUGAGAUAUGGGCUCCUGAUUCUCAUGAAAUACCCAGAGAUUGAAGCCUCCAACCUGCCCCAUGAAGCAACCCAAGAUACCAAGUUCCGAGGAUAUGUCAUUCCCAAGGGUACAGUUGUGAUUCCAACUCUGGACUCCCUUCUAUACGACAGCCAAGAAUUUCCAGAUCCAGAGAAGUUUAAUCCUGAGCAUUUUCUGAAUGAAAAUGGGAAGUUCAAGUACAGUGACUAUUUCAAGCCAUUUUCUGCAGGAAAACGUGUGUGUACUGGAGAAGGCCUGGCUCGCAUGGAAUUGUUUCUGCUCUUGUCUGCUAUUCUGCAGCACUUUAAUCUGAAGUCUCUGGUUGACCCAAAGGACAUCGACCUCAAUCCUGUCACAGUUGGCUUUGGCAAUGUCCCACCUGAAUAUAAACUUUGUGUCAUUCCCCGCUCAUGAGACCUGGUAACUGCCUGUCUCAAGUGAAAAGUCAACAGAGAUGCCCAUUAUUAUCCCUUAAAAUGUAACUAUAUAGAGAGUUCCUAUCAUAAAAUGGAAAAAAUAAAUAAAAUCUUGAUGAAUUGUA
Myodes glareolus (Bank vole) is the source of this 1516-nucleotide messenger RNA. The record is from RefSeq and is a predicted model, not a curated record. Lineage: Eukaryota; Metazoa; Chordata; Mammalia; Rodentia; Cricetidae.